AUGGCGUUGAUUGACGUGCGUGAUGCGAGUUACAACGCCAUCAAAUCCGUGCAACGACAUUUUAUUCCCGAGGUGAAGCACUCGCGCACACAGCUCAGGGACGAGCUGCCAGCAAACCCAAGUGAGCCGCGCAAGAAGAUUACCCCUGGCGAGUCGCAGCUGAUUGCCCUUGCCCUGAUGCAACUCAAUGGCUCCUUGCAAGAUGUGCGCACAAGAUACCUCCCGAACGUUCCGCUUGCACAGCUGAAGAAGCAUGUCUCAAACAAAUGCGAGCAGGCAGACAGCCCGUUUCGUGCGUUGCUGGAAGGAAUAUCCCCGCAAGCCUUCCGCAGCCAAUACAUCAAGUUUUCGCUGUCCUUUCCAGCGCCACCACAGCCCAAGCAGAAGAGGCUACAGCAGCCGAUACAACAGGAGGAGCAGGCGAACAACAGCAGCAGCAGCCAGCAACAGGGCGCGACGGUAGCAGUGGGUGCUGUCUCAGCUGCCCGCACAGACGAACAACAACAACAACAACAACAACAACAACAACAACAACAACAACAACAACAACGACAACAACAGAAGAAGAAGAAAAGGGAGAAAAGGAAGAGCAAGAAGCAACAACAACAACAACAACAACAGCAACAGCGGCAGCAACAGCGGCGGCCGACCAAACUCCCAUCUGUGUAUGACGCACCCCCAAUGCCGUCUGCGAACCACUACGUGUCUUUCAUGUCCUCCCUCAACACCGUGUACUCAACUCCAACGAGCAGCAACACCAUCACCACGACCACCACCAAUCACAUCCGCCACCACAGCAGCAGCGCGAAAGCCACCACUCACACCCUGCAUACAGCAUCAUCACCGCCACCACUGUUGUCACCACCAACACACACAAUUACCACCAGCAGCGCUGCACCAACGCCACAUGCCCCCUCUGCGUCGACCCUUGCCCAUCAUCAUCAUCAUCCUCAUCAUCCUCAUCAUCCUCAUCAUCCUCAUCAUCCUCAUCGUCGUCGUCGUCGUCGUCGCAUUGUGCCGCGUGCCGUGGCCACAUCCCCGCGCCGCCGCAAGCGGCAUCACGUUCGAUUUGACGAUUACGACAGCGACGGCGGUGGAGGCCACCGACAUCACAGUGGCUCUGCUCGAUCGUACACGGAUCCCCACCACCGCCACCGCCACCGCCACCGGCCCCGCCACGGCGGUGUUGUUCCUCUCGACCUCAACCUGGACGCCGGCGGCAGUGCUGAUGAUGACAGCGACGGCUGGGUUGUGCUGGAGGAGCAAGUCGGUGCACGUGCGAGCGUGCCUGCGACGCGUCUUGUGUCGUUGGGCCAUGCCGCCGCAGCAGCAACAGCAGGAGCAGCACCUGCACAGGCAGCGAUGAUGGCCACAUAUGGCAGCAUGCGCCGGUUUCAGCGCGUGGUCGCAUCACCGCAUGGCAUCAAUGCCAUGCCUGCAAACAACGACGUUCUCGUGCCGUCUUCAGCGCUAACAUCUCGGCCGCCCCCACCCGGCCUCACCUCCCCCUCAACAUGGGAAGCGCAGCCACCGCAACCGCUGACGGUGACGAUUGGCGAUGGUGCAACGGCCACAGAUCCCGAAGCCACUGCGCACGCAUCAGGACAAGCCGCCGACGCAUCAACCACGAAUCGGGCGAGCACAGCCGUCAUGGAGGUGCCGUCGAGGUUGCUCGGCGUGCGGCGCGGUCCUCACGUCAUCCGGUCCACUGUCACGCAGCGACCCGCACCCCAGCACGCCCAGCCACAGCACAUGCACGUGCACCCUGUGCAAUACCAGCACAUGCAGUAUCAGCAGCACAUGCACAACCUAUACCAACAGCAGCAACAGCAUAUGCAUGUGCCAGGGGCGCCAUUCCACCAGCCACUGCAUGGAAAGAUGGCUGCUGCCGCCACCACCACCGCUGCUAGCGGCGCUGUCAUGCUGCAAAGCCCGCUGCACUCGCACUCGCUCUUUGAGUUCCAGCAGUCGCUGUCGCAAUGGCUGCCAGAACCAUCGCUCAUGUCUGCUGCGUUUGCGCUUCCGCCCGUCCCAGCGCACCUGCACGCAUCAUCAGUAGCAGCAGCAACAGCAACAGCAGCACGUGAAUUGUCGGGAACAGCCAUUGCAGGUGGAAGUGUACUGGGCGCGACUGGUUCCAGCACGGCGACAGGCGGUGCCACAGUUACCACCGCGCCAUCACCACCAGUGAAGCCUGCCCGCCGCCGCAAACGCGUGCAGCCGACCGUGGUACCACCGCCUUCAUCAUCAUCGACAACAGCAUCGACAGGAUCAACAGCAGCCGCAACAGCAACGCCCUCGGUUGUGCAGGAGAAACGGGGUGGCGAGCAGCCGCGCAUGGAUGGUGUUGGACGGGUGCUGUCGCCGCUAGACGCAGCAAAGGCGAGGGCAAAGGGAAGGCGCGGGAAAGGACAGGGCGGCAAGCGGAGAAUUCGUCCAUCUUCUGUCCGCAAUCGGACGCCAUCGCCGCUGUCAUCGCCGUCACGUCAGCACAUUCGCCGUUCGUUUGCACACAUCUCUGAGAUUGCGUCAUCAUCAUCACCAACAGGACCAUCGCCACCACGCCCAACGAUUCUGCACACCAGUGAUGACAGUGAUGAUGAUGAUGAUGAUGAUGAUGAUGAUGAUGGUGGUGAUGAUGGCGACAAUGGCGACAACGGCGGUGACGACCAUGUUGGUACAACGAGUGCUGUUGGUGGUGGUGGAAUGACGGGGAUUGUGCCCGCCGCUUCAGUAUCAUCAGCGCAACACGGUGUCACUGGCAGCGCUGGUCCAACUCAUCCCACGACGACGCCAAUUGCUGGCGUGCCGUCGCAACAGCAGCCAGCAGGCGCAAUUGCAUAUGCGGGCACGCCGCAAUCGCAAGCACAACCGCGCCCACCACGUCCACAACCGCAGCUGCCAGCCACAGGCCUGCACCCCCCAUUUGUGACGGCCUCAACCCAUCCGUUGGACAUGUUUUCGCUUGCGUCACAGAGCCAGUUUUCGCUCUUCAGCCCGCUCAUGCGAGGCAUCCCCAUGUUUCCUGGCCAGGCCUCAUCUGUGGGCGGGAUUGCGUCAGGGCAUGCCAGCUUGCAUCCAUCGCCGUUUGUCCAUCACCCGGGCACCUCCCCAUCACUCCCCACGCACACCCAGCGUCAACAGCAGCAGCAACAACAGCAACAGCAACAGAAGCAGCAGCAGCAGCGCCAGCAGCCAACACACGCAACGGCAACCCGCACAACCACCACGACGUCAGCCCCCAGUGGGGGUGGUGCUGGUGGCGGUGGGUUGUCGCUGUCUCGAAUGCCGAGCGAGGAGCUGUCACGCCUGAUCCACGGUGGGGACGCCCCAAUGCCAUUUCACCCGUUUGCACCCGGCGGCGACUGCAGCAUGGGCGCAUCGCAGCUGGCGUUCCUUGGCAUUCCGCCAACACCACCGCGCCCGCAGCGGCCUGGGCGGCGCGGUGCUGUUGGGACUGGCGGUGGUGGUGUGCGAGAAGAGGACGAUGUGCUGGUGGAGAUUACGCCCGCUGAUGUUGCGGGUGACAAGCAGCCAGACGAGGCUGAGGGGGAGGCAAGGAAUAAGACGCAGGAGGGGAGGCAGACGAAGACGAAUGGGCUGAAGAAGAAGCAGAAGAAGAGGAAGAAAAAGACGGCGACGACGAACGAAAAGCGAGGCCACAAUCCGCAGCGGGAGCAGGAAGAGCAAUACGAGAAGAGGCAGGAAGCGGUUCAUGUGCGGCAGCCACGUCCGCGCAGUGAACCUGUGGAUAUGAUUGUGAGUGCAAGUGGGAAGGAGUUGCGACGCGCGAAACGCGUGUUUGAUGGAGUGGACGACGGCACCGGCAUGAUGGCAUUUGAACUCGUGCCGGCGUCUCCAAAGAAAUCAAAGACACAACAACAACAACAACAACAACAACAACAACAACAACAACAACAACAACAACAACAACAACGACAACAACAACAACAACAACAACAACAACAACAACAACAACGUGCAGCGUCGGCGCCUCAACCCGUCCAUCGCCCCAUUGCUCCAGCAGCAGCAGCGCCAUUGUCAUCAUCACCAGCGCUGACACUGUCAUCAUCGCCAGCUCACGUUGUUUCGCCGGCAUCGUUUGCUGCGUCACCUAUUGCAGCUUCAAUGGCACGUGCACUUGCACAGUCGCGAGCACCAGCGCCUGCCACGCCCGUUGCGACUGCUCGUGCUGGUGGUCAUGACGGUGGUCGUGAUGGCGGUGAUGUUGACCGUGCUGGCAGUCGCGUGUCGACAGCGAAACGCCAGCCGGAGCAACCACUCGCGGACAUGCGGACAGACAUUCCGCUGAUCAAGAAGCCACGUGCAUCUGUGAUUCUUGGUGAGCCUUCAGCAGCGGUGACACAAUCGUCGUCAGUCAACGCACAUGUCACGACACCUGCCGCUGAUGGUAUUCUCGCACCAAGCAACAGCCUGCCGGUGGGCGAACGACCGGCGCCGUCAACAGCAGCGACAUCAACACCGCCAGCAGCCACAUUAACACAAGCAUCAGGUGUAUCGGUAUCUGCAACAGCCGCGACUGCAUCAAAACACACAUCAUCAACAACAGCAUCGGUGUCAGCGGCGUCACCAAUGCAGACUACACGCCGCAACCGACGAAAGCCCGCAAAUCCGCAGCAAAGAGACGUGAGAUGGCAACAACAACAACAACAACAACAACAACAACAACAACAACAACAACAACAACAACAACAACACCAACAACAACAACAACAACUGCGGUCAUCAUCACCUGCUGUUGCUGCUGUGGCUUUUGAUGCUUCCGCUAAACGCCAGGACGAUAAAGUCCAAGCACCCACCACUGCAACAGCAGUUACAACCACUGCAACAGCAACUGUCAACACGUCACCUCGUCGUUGCCGGGACAAUGGAACGAGCCCAGCGCGAGCUGCCAGUGAUCAGCCCUCUGCUGCGCCAUCGUCAUCGUCGCCAUCACCGAAGCGUGCGCACCUUGUGCCAAACCAUCGCCGCUUCUCAAGGGAGGAGGACAAGGCGGUCUUGCUUGCAGGCAAACGUAUUGCUGCGAACAAAACGUCAUGGGCCAAAGCAGCUGCAACGACGGCUGUUCUCAGCGGGCGAGCGGAAACAGAGCUCGCUGAACGGUUUUCGUUCCUGAUGGACCGAUGGAAGCGGCGACGUGCAGACAAGCAGAAGCCAACGCCAUGAUCAUGAUGAUCAUGAUGAAAUUGUCAUUGCCCUCCUUGGUUUGUUGUUGUGUUGUGUUGUGUUCCCCCCGUCCUGUUCUUGCAUGCUUCCGUGGCCUUGAUCAACGCCCAAGGCCCCUCUUCCCCUCUGUUUUCGUGUUGUUGUUCACAGUGUGAACCCCCCCCCCCCCUCUCAAUGCCUGUG
Molecule: messenger RNA, 5370 nt
Organism: Salpingoeca rosetta
Lineage: Eukaryota; Choanoflagellata; Craspedida; Salpingoecidae
Exons: 6
Coding region: 1-5187 (1728 amino acids)
Source: RefSeq, a predicted model, not a curated record